This is a messenger RNA of Triticum turgidum subsp. durum (durum wheat), 2748 nucleotides long. Lineage: Eukaryota; Viridiplantae; Streptophyta; Magnoliopsida; Poales; Poaceae. The record is from the annotation of a GenBank genome assembly.
AUGGCGAGCAGCUUCAGUUGCUCGGAACGUACGAAACUGACAUGGAUGUUGGCGCUGCUGCUCAUCUUGGUCAUGAUGCUUCGAGUCGAUGGCCAAUCUGGGUUCCUAAGCGUCGACUGUGGAUGGACAGACAGUGCAGGUAGCACCUACAACGACAGCGCCACAGGACUACCGUAUGAUUCUGACGGAAAAUUUAUGGAAGGCGGUUUGAGCUCCAAAAUUUCUGCAGAGUUCAUUGCUGAUGCAGGGAACGAGCAACAAAAAACGCUGAGGAGCUUCCCUGACGGCAAACGGAACUGCUAUACGCUGCCAUCCGCCAUCGGUAAGAAGUUUCUGCUGAGGGCCAUGUUCAGUUACGGAAACUAUGAUGGGUUGAACAGGAGUAUGGACGGCUCGCCGUUCAUAUUUGGGCUGCAUAUCGGCGUCAAUUUCUGGGAGACAGUGAACUUGACAAAUUUAGAUCCAUCGCUCACAUUAUGGAAAGAGGUGCUCACCAUGGCUCCGGCCAACCUCCUGUCGUUCUGUCUGAUAAACUUGGGUUCAGGGACUCCGUUCGUGUCUUCAUUGGAGCUGAGGCCACUAGGAGAUGCAAUGUACCCUUUUCUGAGUACUUAUGUGUCUGUCAGCUACUUGAGACGGUUCAGAUUUGGGGACGCCGCUGAGUAUAUCACAAGAUAUCCAGUGGACAAUUACGACCGGUUCUGGGAGGGUUGGUCUUUCUCUUUCAACACCUACCCCUGGAUCAGCCUGAACACUAGCAGACCAGUGAACAGGCUCAACAGCAUUGACGUCUUCCAAGUACCAGAGGUCAUCCUCCAGAAAGCCACGACCCUGGAUACAAACUACUCCUUUAUGGAAGUUAGCGUGGAGGUCGGUAGCAACCUGGACAUCAGGGGCAUGGAGCUUCUCCCGAUAUUCCAUUUCACUGAGAUAGCUGGCGACAUCCCAAACAGGACGUUCAAUGUCUACAGCGCAGACGAGUUGCUGUUCCAGGACGUGUCCCUGUCGCCGAUGCGGGUAGAGAGCAUGUACCCGACGAAUCGGUUCUUGACGAAUCGGUUCCUGAGCGGGUCCAACACUACGUCCUUCAUGCUGCGCAAGGUCCCCGGCUCGAAGCUCCCGCCGCUCAUCAAUGCGCUUGAGGUGUACUCGAUUGUUCGGACGGACAACCUCACCACUUCCUCCGAGGACGUCAAUUACAUGAAAGAGGUGAAAAAACACUACAAUUUGGGAAGAAACUGGAAUGGAGAUCCAUGCUCCCCAAGAGAGUAUACCUGGGAAGGUUUGACUUGCGACUAUUCGAAUGGCAACCAGAAUCCGAGGAUUGUCCGAGUAAAUAUGUCUACGAGCAAACUAAGAGGUGUAUUAGCUAUAUCAUUCUUCAUGAUGGCAUCACUGGAAAAUUUGGAUUUAUCUCACAACAACUUGACGGGCACUAUUCCAAACUAUGAACUAAAGUCACUAAAAGUCCUCAAUUUGUCUUAUAACCAGCUCGACGGACCAAUCCCUAAUUCCAUUGUUCAAAGAUUUCAGGCCGGCCUACUUGACUUAAGACUAGAAGGCAAUCCCAUUUGCUCAAAAGGAAAAUACAUGUAUUGUUCAAAUACGAAGAACUCCAAACAUGUCAUGCUCACUGCAGUCAUAGUUCCAGUGGUAUUGGUAUCACUCCUAGUUGUGUUGGGCGUAUUAUGGAAGGUAUGCCAAAAAGGGAACUCAGGAGAUCAUGAGGACUAUGAUAUUUAUGAAGAGGAAACACCCCUACAUAUUGAUAUCAGACGGUUCACUUAUGUAGAGUUGAAGUUCAUCACUAAGGACUUCCAAUCAAUCAUUGGAAAAGGAGGUUUUGGUACUGUUUAUCAUGGCAUACUGGAAAAUGGCGAUGAAGUAGCUGUUAAGGUGCUUAUGGAGACAUCAAUAGCAGAGUCAACAGACUUCCUCCCAGAGGUGCAAACCUUGUCCAAAGUUCAUCACAAGAAUCUCGUGACUUUGGCAGGAUAUUGCCAAAACAAGAAGUGCCUAGCACUCGUUUAUGACUUCAUGUCUAGAGGAAAUCUUCAACAAAUCUUAAGAGGAGGACAUGACUAUACCUUGAAUUGGGAACAACGACUUUACAUUGCACUUGAUGCUGCACAAGGAUUGGAGUAUUUACACGAGUCAUGCACCCCAUCAGUAGUUCACAGAGAUGUGAAGACCCCCAACAUCCUUCUAGAUAAGAAUCUGGUUGGGAUAAUAUCUGACUUUGGUCUUUCAAGGGCAUUUAAUGAUGCUCACACACACAUAUCUACUGUUGCUGCUGGCACUCUUGGCUACCUCGACCCAGAGUACCAUGCAACUUUCCAGCUCACAGUCAAGACAGAUGUUUAUAGUUUUGGCAUCGUACUCUUGGAGAUCAUCACUGGCCAACCCCCGGUAUUGGUGAACCCUCAAACCAUCCAUCUACCAAACUGGAUUCGUCAAAAGAUUGCUACAGGUAGUAUUCACGAUGUUGUCGACAAGAGGUUAUUGGAUCAAUAUGAUGCUAGUUCCCUGCAGAGUGUGGUAGACCUUGCCAUGAUGUGUGUCGAAAACGCAACCAUCGACAGACCGACAAUGACUGAGGUUGUUUCAAGGCUCAAAGCAUGCUUGCCGGAAGUUCCAAGGCUAUUGCAACCAACGAUUUCAGGAGUUCCGCCGAUAAGCAGUGAGGGGGAUUUCCAGUUUGAUUAUACCGGUCGGAUGUCAAACACAAGCCUCUUAUCUGGCAGGUGA